Messenger RNA from Doryrhamphus excisus (bluestripe pipefish), 2067 nucleotides. It is a transcript of the gene lias, whose product is annotated as lipoic acid synthetase. Gene Ontology annotation, molecular function: 4 iron, 4 sulfur cluster binding; lipoate synthase activity. NCBI's taxonomy places the organism in Eukaryota, Metazoa, Chordata, Actinopteri, Syngnathiformes, Syngnathidae. Gene Ontology annotation, biological process: lipoate biosynthetic process. Gene Ontology annotation, cellular component: mitochondrion. The record is from RefSeq and is a predicted model, not a curated record.
CAGACCGGAAUAGCCACUGAUCGAGCUGUGUUGAUACUAGCACUAGCUAACACUAGCACUAGCGGGCACUGGUUACCAAAUGUCAUGGCGUUGCUCAAGCAAAGCAGCGGUUUAGUUGGCCGCUUUUCCACGAACCACCCAUGGCUGGCAACUACAAGUCUGGGUCAUGUUUACACAAGAAACAUGUCAUCUGCGACCAAGUCGUCCCCAAUCCGGGUUGACAGAAGUAAAGAGUUACUGGGUCAUGAUGACGAAGACGGUCCUUCGCUGCAGGACUUUAUUUCAGGGGAACUCUCCGAGAAAAGCAAAUGGGCAGAGUACCGAGGCAACCUGAAGAGGCAGAAGGGCGAGAGACUACGACUGCCUCCAUGGCUGAAGACGGAGAUCCCGAUUGGGAAGAACUACAACAGGCUGAAGAACACACUGAGAGACCUCAAUCUUCACACUGUAUGUGAGGAAGCCAGGUGUCCUAACAUUGGUGAAUGCUGGGGUGGAGGGGAGUACUCUACAGCCACAGCCACCAUAAUGCUGAUGGGAGACACAUGUACCCGUGGAUGCCGGUUUUGUUCAGUUAAAACCGCUCGCUUGCCACCGCCACUUGACCCCGAAGAGCCGUACAAUACAGCCAAGGCUAUUGCUGCGUGGGGGCUGGACUAUGUGGUGCUCACUUCUGUGGACAGAGACGAUAUUGCAGAUGGAGGGGCGACGCAUUUUGCAAUGACUGUUUCCUACCUGAAGGAAAGGAAUCCUCUCAUCCUGGUUGAAUGUCUAACACCAGAUUUUCGGGGCGACCUCGCAGCAGUGGAGAAGAUCGCCCUGUCAGGUCUAGACGUGUACGCCCACAAUGUAGAGACAGUCCGUGAGCUGCAAAGGCAUGUACGAGACCCUCGAGCCAACUUUGACCAGUCUUUGAGCGUCCUGAAGCAUGCCAAAAAGGUCAAUCCUUCCGUGCUCACCAAGACAUCCAUCAUGCUGGGUCUGGGAGAGACUGACCAACAAAUACACAAUACACUGACCACACUCCGUGAGGCUGGAGUGGACUGCCUCACCCUGGGACAGUACAUGCAACCCACUAAACGCCACUUGAAGGUGGAGGAGUAUGUCACUCCAGAGAAGUUUGCACACUGGGAGAAAGUUGGCAUGGAAAUGGGCUUUCUCUACACUGCCAGCGGGCCGUUGGUUCGAUCCUCCUACAAAGCAGGGGAGUUCUUCCUAAAGAAUCUGCUGAAGAAGAAAAAAGCAGAUUUCGUCACAACAGAAUGAGAAGCGACAAAAGCAAAACAGCCACUGCUUCUUUCUAUAUCGGCAUUUUAAUACAAAUCCACUUUACACCAGCACUAUCAUGUAUUGUUUCAAACCGCAGCAAAGCACAGAAAAUAAAUAGCAGAUGAACUUGAUUUUUAAAGGUCAAAUUAAAAAAAUGGUGCAGGAGGUGAAAGACCUUUUCAUUUUAAAGAUGUCUACCAGCACAUCUUGGUAGUUAAAUGAAGCCGUUUUAUUUAAAUCAACAUAAAUGUGAGAUUAUUUAUGAUACCUAAAUAAACCAAUGCCUGUACUCAACUGCAAAGUGUUGACAGUACUUUAAAAUGUAAAUGUGUACUUCAUUUAUACUGUACCAUUGUAUCGGAACAAUUUGCAAUUAAGGUCUUGACCACUUGACUGGUGACCAGUCCAUAGCAGCCUGAAGGUCACUUGAUGACGGGCGGUGACAAUAUUGUCUUGGGUGUGGACGGCCCCUAAGCAAUGAGGUAUGUUUUCGUCCUGUGGUACAUUGGAUAUUUCAUAAUCAUAUUGAGGACUCAUAUUCUUUUUUAUUUUAUUGCAAUGGCCCUUUCAUAGAUCAUACAGAGGACAUAGAUAUACACUGAUAAAAAAAAUCGUAUAAAAUUUUACAGUUCAGCAUCAACGCUUGUCUAUGUAGUAAAUACUGUAGCAAAGCAGUCUAUGCAAAGGAGACAUAAUCGCAACUUUGCAUGUCUAACUGCUUGAUGAGUUCAGCAUUUGAUGUAAAUGAUCUGUGUGUAUGUGUGUGGAAUGGUUCAACACAGAUUCAACAUAUUCCAACCA